AGCUUAUUUUUCCUUUUAACCCCUGCCCCUGCCCCGGGUACAACUCGGAGCGCUGUCUAUCACAGAGACACGGGGGCGAGAGCAAGUCGGAGCUCUAAACAAUGACCAGCUUCGCGUCCCCGUCGCAUCCCGUAAGCCUCGCCUUCACACCGUCUUCCAAUAAUCAUUCUCUGCUCUCUUCUCCUCCUCCCAAUUCGAUCGUCUCCCGAAAGCCCCAAUUCCACAUACCCGGACGGCUCCGACCCAGCAUCCGUCAACACCGAUCGCCGUGCCUCGCUGCAUCCACCGCCGAAAACGCCCCGGAGGAGGAGGAAGAGGAGGCGCCGGUCCGGGAACUCAAGGUUCCCGUCGCUUGGCUGACCCCAUCGAUUGCCCUACAGGAAUCGGAGUGGCUCCGAGCCGCUUUGCACAGGUGGUUGGACGACGAAUACUGCCCCGAAGAGACCAAUGUAGACAUCAGCAAGGUCGCGGCGAGAUCGUACCUGGAAUCGCUGAUGGAGCGGCGGUCGGAGCUGGGCGAGAUAUUGCUCAAGAUGGCGAAAGACUUGGAGAGCCAAGUUUCGUUCCGAGAGAGCUUCCAUGGGGCGUUCUCAUCGGCCAAUGCGGCCAUCCAUUUGAUCACUUUGAGGAUCGGCUCCAUGGCUGAUUGACCCCGAAACAGAUGAGGCUUCUUCAGGAAUAAUAAUAAUAGCAAAUUUACUGAAAAAGAAUACACGAUUAGCAAUGGACAAUGUGACGAUACAAGUUCACGUAUGACUUGAGAGUUUAAAAUCACGAUUUUUUUUGGGUUAGCACUGUGUAUCUGAUUUACUGUCCUAUUUCCUGAAAAAUUUCGGUGGAAUCUGCCACCAGCGGCUGUA
Messenger RNA from Zingiber officinale, 860 nucleotides. RefSeq lists its product as uncharacterized. The transcript is spliced from 2 exons. NCBI's taxonomy places the organism in Eukaryota, Viridiplantae, Streptophyta, Magnoliopsida, Zingiberales, Zingiberaceae. The record is from RefSeq and is a predicted model, not a curated record. The coding region runs from base 102 to 650 and encodes 182 amino acids.